This is a messenger RNA of Lates calcarifer (barramundi perch), 2312 nucleotides long. Its product is annotated as cholesterol 25-hydroxylase-like protein. The record is from RefSeq and is a predicted model, not a curated record. The transcript has a single exon. NCBI's taxonomy places the organism in Eukaryota, Metazoa, Chordata, Actinopteri, Centropomidae. Bases 1026 to 1832 code for a protein of 268 amino acids. Gene Ontology annotation, molecular function: iron ion binding; C-4 methylsterol oxidase activity; steroid hydroxylase activity. Gene Ontology annotation, biological process: sterol biosynthetic process; cholesterol metabolic process.
CCCCACGCGCUGGCUGUCAAGACAUCAGGGAUCCAAUGAACUUCGUCUUGUAGUUUUACAGCAGGUAAAAACACACGGUGCUGCAGAAGCAUCCAAAGCGUUUAACGUAAGAGUAAAAACUGCGUCCAAAAACAUUAAAAACUAAGGCGUCCAUAUCAUCCUCUCUCCAUUCACAAAAAAACCCGAACAGGUGAAGGUGAUACGCUCAUUACUACCGCCAUCCACACCACGUGACCCAAAUUACCACGCAUCACUAAAAGGGGUGUUCAACAACAUCAGAAUACCUGUCUCCUACAUUCCAUUUAUUUAUUUAUUUAUUUUCCAUACUUAGGUCGAUAAUAGGUAUAGUGGAUGACGAUUAUUCUGCGAAAUUUGGAUCACUAAAAAAAAUAGUGGCCGUGAAACCUCUAAAAACUGUAAGUUAAACGUCAGUGGAAAGUUGUCCUCAGUUUUGGGCCCAUGAUGCUGCAAAAUGCAGACAACAGGCUAGAGUUUCACUGAUGCAAGACGGACCUUGAUGCGGAUGGGAUGUUACAUAAUAUCUAACACAGGAAAUGGCACAAAUACAAAAAAAAACCGUUCCCAAUACUGAGAAAUACAUGGUUAUAAGUAGCCUACUGUUAAAGGUGAUGGCUGGCAGCCACGGUAUUUGUGAAGAGAAACACAUAAAGCCCACAAGGCGGCGCUCCACCACUUUAUGUUUGAGUAAAGUCAGCCCAAAAAACACACAUGAUGUGUAGAUUGAGCACAACUUAGUUCUUUUAACUUAGUUCUGUUCGGCCAUGAACCACAACAACAAUCACAACUUUGGCCCGUGGAAGCAGAAAUCCAUAAAACACAUUAACAUUGUCUCAUCCACUGAUAGAUACUAUUGCAGAAGCACUUUAAAUCCUAUGUGGAUAAUAACCUUUGGUGAAGUAUGAGUGAAAGUACCAAUGUUUCACAUGAUUAAAGAGAUUUCCCAUGACAGCACAUUUUAGGGUUUUGUUUGGGAGCGUGGGAUGUAAAGUUUUUGUAAUGUGAGGAUGUUGCGCAACGCAAGGACAAGUAGAGACGCGUCGUUGACUUUUUUUCGUAGUGCAGGGAUGACAAGCUCGGACAGCACAGAGACAGUCUUUCUGCAGAUUCUUUGGGACUGGUUGAGAGAACGGCAGAGCCUCAUCAGAUCCCCCUUUUUCCCAGUUUUCUUCUCUCUCAUCAUUUACCUGAGCUGCUGCUUUCCAUACGUCUGUCUGGAUUUGCUCUGCUCGAAACUGGCCCUGGUGCGUCGCUUCAAGAUCCAGCCUCAGAGCCAAGUGACAUGGGCAGCGACUUGCGGGUGCUUGCGCAAAAUUCUCCGCAACCAUGCCUGCUUCAUUUUCCCCCUCUCUGUCGUGCACUGGUACUGGAAGGCUGUGGUUUCUCCUCCACUGGCACCUGACACGCUGUCUGUCGUUAGGGACGUGCUGGCUUGCCUCCUCCUGUUCGACACGCAGUACUUUCUGUGGCAUCUGCUGCACCACAAAGUGUCCUGGCUCUACCUGGUCUUCCACAAGGAGCACCACCGCCUCUUCUUCUUCACGACGCUGAACCCUUCCCUCCUUAACUGCCACCCGCUCACCGAGAUGCUCUUCUUCAUCACUAACAUCUAUCUUUCCGUGGAGGCCCACUCGGGCUAUGAAUUCCCCUGGUCAACGCACAGGCUGGUGCCUUUCGGCCUCUACGGGGGCGCCCAGCAUCAUGACCUCCACCACCUCAAAUUCAAAGUGAACUACUUCACGCACUGGGACAGACUCUUUGGCACACUGCAACGAGAACACAUAGACACAGAAGUUAAGAAACACAGACUUUAAAGAGGGCAUGAUUAUGAGAAUAUAUGAAGGACAUUUUUAUUCUGCUAUUAUCCUGUAAAACUGAUGAAGGCUGACUUUGAUUUGAUCUUUUGUCUAAUGACAUUUUUAAAGCCACCGUUGUGUUUCAUGCGCAGAAAAUAGGUCUAGAUUCUAAGUCUACAUUACUGAUUACAGUGAUCAAACAAUACUAAGACAGAAUUGACAAAAUAUGAAGCUGAACUUUAAAGUUGGCUGUAAAGUCUGCUCCUUUAAGAGGAAUCAAAGAAAACAGUAUAAAAACCUGAACAGAAACUUGUGCAUCAGAAACAUAAAUAGUAAUUCAGACCAAUGUAACUGCUCACCCAUUCUCCAUAGAGAAUACCAACCUGACCCACUCAUAAAUCAUCAUAAUAUGAAUUCUUGUUUGCACUGAGUACUUUACUUUUGCUACAGAAUGUGAAAUAGUUAUAUGAUGUUAUGUUGAUGAUUUAAAAAAAAAAA